Aspergillus fischeri NRRL 181 is the source of this 1551-nucleotide messenger RNA. RefSeq names its product FAD-binding oxidoreductase. The coding region runs from base 1 to 1551 and encodes 516 amino acids. The record is from RefSeq and is a predicted model, not a curated record. Gene Ontology annotation, molecular function: FAD binding. NCBI's taxonomy places the organism in Eukaryota, Fungi, Ascomycota, Eurotiomycetes, Eurotiales, Aspergillaceae. The transcript has 3 exons.
AUGGCCACUUUUUUGAAUUCCCUGGGCAUUGCGACGGCCGUAUUUGCGGUUGUUUGGUUCCUACGAAGGACAAAGUCUCUACCCCAAGCGCGACCGCAGCUAGAAGUUCCAACGAAUUCGGGUCUGGUAAGCAAGCUCGCAAAGGCGCUGCCACACAUUGUGCUUUUGCAUCGCGAUGAAGACGCCUUUCGCAAAUCGAUAAACACCUACUGGGCCCAACAGGAGCGCGAGGUCGUGCAAGCCUGCAUCGUCCAGCCACGUGAUGUUGGUGAGUUGGCCAAGGCCAUCGACAUCCUUAAACGGGAAUAUGACGAGCGGAGGACGCUGCCGAGGAAAGAAUCUGAUGGUGUUUUGUUCGCUGUCCGGGGCGGUGGCCAAUCUCCUGUACCAGGCGGUGCAAGCGCCAAAGGAGGCGUGUUGAUCGACCUCUCUCUGUUUCGGGAAGUGACGAUCUCUGAUGACAGAGAAAGUGUAACCCUGGGAGCAGGGGUUCGUUGGGCUGAAGCAUCGCGGAUCCUGGAUGAGAAGGGUCUCGGCGUUGUAGGAGGCAGAAGCUCUGAUGUCGGUGUGGCUGGGUAUACAUUGGGGGGCGGUAUAUCCUUCUUCACACCACGCUUCGGUCUGGCCUGCUCGAAUGUCCUAGCCUACGAAGUCGUUCUCGCCUCAGGUAAGAUUGUUACGGCCACUGCCUUGUCGCACCCCGAUCUUUGGCGUGCCCUUAAAGGCGGCUCGAACAAUUUCGGCAUCGUCACCCGCUUUACAGUGCGCUGCUUCCCGUCCACGCAAAUCUGGAGUGGGUUCAUGUACGCUCCCAAUUCCCAGUCCACCAAGGCGCUCAUGGCCUUACAUGAGAGUGCAAAACACGCCGAUCCCAGAAUACGCGGAGGGGCUGUCGAUACACACGCCGCGGCGCCUAUCGCCUGUUUCACCUACAUACAGGGGUUAGGCAUGCAAACAGUCACGGUCCAUCUGGCCUACACAAAGCCACCGGAAGAGCCCAAUAAAUGGCCGGGUUACUGGAAGAACUCGGGGUUCGCAACUCUCUGGCGCUUCUGGAGCACCUUAAAAUGGUCCUUCGGUACUACGACCAUCAAGAACGAUUUGCCCACGAUGUUGGCUGCACGUGCCGCCCAUGAGGAGGCCAUUACCUCCUUGCGGAAGGUCAAGGGGUUGAUCUGGACGAUUGCCAUGCAACCGUUCCUGCCCUCGUGGGCAGCGAAAGGCGACGCAAAUGUGCUCGGCAUUCAUGAGGGAACGGAUGAUGCGCUCCUCAUCCUCAGUUUCUCCGUGUAUUGGCGGAGUGCGGGGGAUGACAAGCGUGUCUACGCUUCUAUACGCGAAACCAUUGAGAAAAUCGACGCGUUCGCCACGGCCAAUGGGACAGACCAUCCAUUCCGCUACCUGAACUACUGUGCGCAGUGGCAGAGACCGUUGGAAGGAUACGGCGAGGAGAAUCUACGCUUCCUGACGGAGGUCAGCAGAAAGUAUGACCCAGACGGGCUGUUUCAGAAAGGCUGCACAGGGGGCUUCAAGCUCCAUCCUCAAAUCUAA